Lachancea lanzarotensis is the source of this 660-nucleotide messenger RNA. It is a transcript of the gene TIM23, whose product is annotated as LALA0S02e07690g1_1. The record is from RefSeq and is a predicted model, not a curated record. The transcript has a single exon. Gene Ontology annotation, biological process: protein import into mitochondrial matrix. NCBI's taxonomy places the organism in Eukaryota, Fungi, Ascomycota, Saccharomycetes, Saccharomycetales, Saccharomycetaceae. Gene Ontology annotation, molecular function: transmembrane protein transporter activity. Gene Ontology annotation, cellular component: TIM23 mitochondrial import inner membrane translocase complex; mitochondrial inner membrane. Bases 1 to 660 code for a protein of 219 amino acids.
AUGUCGUGGUUAUUUGGUGGACGCAAAUCACAAACGUCUGGGGCCGAAGAGAGCUUUCCAAACGAUUCAAAAUCGCAGGAUUCGCAGAACUCGUUAGGGUUCGACCCCAGCCAGGUAACAAAUGUUUCGAGCAUUAUUUCGACCCCAGGGGCUCUAGACACAUCGAGAUUGCACCCGUUGGCGGGGCUAGAGAGAGGCGUGGAAUAUUUGGACUUGGAAGAAGAACAGUUGUCAACGAUGGAGGGAUCCAAAAGCUUGAUUCCAUCCAGAGGAUGGACCGAUGAUCUUUGUUACGGUACCGGUGCCGUGUAUCUGACGGGUUUGGGUCUCGGUGGCUCGUACGGGUUUUUUGAAGGUCUGAAAAACAUCCCUCCAAACAGUCCGGGCAAAUUGCAACUCAACACGGUGCUGAACCACAUCACUAGAAGAGGCCCUUUCAUCGGUAACAACGCCGGUGUCUUGACUCUUACAUACAACCUCAUCAACUCGUCAAUCGACGCGUUGAGGGGCAAGCACGACUCGGCUAACUCGGUGGUGGCCGGCGCUGUAACCGGCGCUAUUUUCAAAUCGUCCAAGGGCCUCAAACCCAUGGGUUAUGCCUCUGGUAUGAUGGCAGUGGCCGCUGCCGGCUGGUGUGGCCUCAAGUCUGUCUUGUUGUAA